CUUUCAGCCCCCGGACAAAAACAUGGCUAUAGCUGCAGUUACCGAGGCGGAAACCCGGCUGUGUGGCAACUGCAAAAAGGAUAUUCCUGUUGCUAAUUUCAUCACGCACGAAAUCCACUGUAGCAGAAAUAUUGAAGUAUGCCGCUACUGCAGUGAAUUAAUCCCAAAGUCUGAAAUGAAGAACCAUAUUGAGUCUGAACAUGUGCAGGUUACCUGCAAGUGUAGGAUGAAGAUAGAAAAAUGUCUCUUGAAGGAUCAUGAGGCGUCAGCGUGCCCUCUGCGUCCUGCUGUCUGCCAGUACUGUGACAUACAGCUCACUUUCAACAAGCUCCAGGACCAUGAAAUUUACUGCGGAGCUCGGACUGAGAGAUGUGGUGGGUGCGGUCAUAACGUCAUGGUGAAAGAUCUAAAAGAGCAUCCUCGAGUCUGUGGGCAAGAGGCGAAACAAGUAAGAGGAAGCAGAACAGUGCCUCGCUUUGAGGAUGAUGAUGCAGAUUUGCGUGCCCUUCGAGACAUUAGAAACCGACUAAGAUCAGAGGAUGAACUGGAGCAGCUGGAGAGAAGUGAAAACACUCAUUCUUCACUUUAUGAAGAGUGGGACGCCGAUUUAGACUACGUGUUGGCUCUCAGCCUACAAAAUGAGAAUAAUCCUCACAAUAAUACUGCGGCUGACAUUCCCAGUGACUUCUGGGAAAACUACUACACCAAAGAGUCUGUGCCGUCGGCCUGUCUUAAUGAAACAGACAAGUCAAAUAUCUUCUCCUGUGACUCUUUAGUGUCAAACCACAUAAAAAACGAUGAGAUCAUCAUGUUGCCCUGUGAAUUUGUGAGGAGCUUUACCCUGCCGAAGAUCUGAUUCUUCAUCAGACAGGUUGUAACCCAGCAAGUGCCUUUGCCUCCUUCAGUAAAAGAAGGUCUUCUCCAAAUACACGAGAAUAUGAUGGUCUGCGUGCUGCUGGGCCCAAAAGCUGUAGGUCUCUCUCUUCAU
Pygoscelis adeliae (Adelie penguin) is the source of this 988-nucleotide messenger RNA. RefSeq names its product TRAF-type zinc finger domain-containing protein 1-like. Lineage: Eukaryota; Metazoa; Chordata; Aves; Sphenisciformes; Spheniscidae. The record is from RefSeq and is a predicted model, not a curated record.